AUGUUCCAAGCACCUUCAGGCGUAUCCCUCUCAACGCCUGCUCGUAGGCGUCCAAGGACAAAUCAACAGCAACUUGCUAUCCUUACCGAUUUCUAUUGGAAUAUCACUGCUUAUCCAAACCGGCAACAGCUGCAACAGUUGGCACAGCAGCUAGGCUUUGGCCAUGACAGCGUGAAUACUUGGUUCCAGAAUCAACGUCAAAGUUUGCGGCGUAAUGGAAGGGAUGAUCGAUUGAUCCAAACAGGCCAUCGUCGUAGCAGCAUUCAAAAUCCAAAUCAAAACCAAACAAUGCCUCUUUCUACUGGUGCUGCUGCUGCUGCUCCUGCUGCUCCUCUUCUUAACAACCCCACAAUGGCUGACGCUUAUGAUGACGAUGACGAUCCUCCAAGCGAUGAUCCUCCAAGUGAUGAACAGGUACAAUUUCAUCAUUCAAGUCAAGAGGAAGAGGAUAACAACAAUCGUUUCCACCACCAGCAAAAUGAUCCACCGCUUUACAGGCCUAUCCCACAUCACGCAACUACAAUGAAUCCAUUCGCUGAUGCAUCACCCUCAAGGCCAAUUCAGCAUCCUCAUACCAGCGCAUUCACUACAAAUACAGCCAUUACUGCAACCGGUAGUGGUAGUGGUGGUCAAAUGCAUCAUCAAGCGCAGCACCUCAAUAUGCCGCAGCAACCACAACAGCAUCAUGCUGGCAAGACAACAACUGCUGCAGGCAAACAGCCGCUUGAUUUCUUCUUUUAUCAUUACGACUAUCCAAUGCAAUCCAUAGCAGAAGCCAAGCUCUUGGAUCAUCCAUCCACUUCAUCAAGCCAACAACAACAACAUCAGUAG
Lichtheimia ornata is the source of this 831-nucleotide messenger RNA. RefSeq lists its product as uncharacterized. NCBI's taxonomy places the organism in Eukaryota, Fungi, Mucoromycota, Mucoromycetes, Mucorales, Lichtheimiaceae. The transcript is spliced from 2 exons. Bases 1 to 831 code for a protein of 276 amino acids. Gene Ontology annotation, molecular function: DNA binding. The record is from RefSeq and is a predicted model, not a curated record.